AUGGCACCCAGUAUUGAUUGUGCAGUAUCAAGCCUUCUUUGUGCAGAAGAUAACAUUAGUGUUCUUUAUGACGAUGUUGAUCAAGCGGAUGUGGAGUUUGAUGAUGAAUGGAAUGGCAGAAAUCAUAGAAAUAAUGAUCAAAAUCAUAGCUUUAUUGAUGAAGAAUGUUUUACUGAUCUGCCAAUGCAGAGUGAUGAGUGCUUAGCUUUGAUGAUUCAAAGCGAAUGUGAACAUUUGCCUGCUAGUGAUUAUUUGAAAAGUUUGAAGACUGGCGACUUGGGCUUGGGGGCUAGAGAGGAGGCUGUUGAUUGGAUUGUAAAGGCUCAUUCCCGUUUCAGUUUUGGACCUCUGUGUGCAUAUUUGUCUAUAAACUACAUGGACCGAUUCCUUUCUGCUUAUGAAUUACCUAGAGGGAAGGCUUGGAUGAUGCAGUUGUUGGCUGUAGCUUGUUUGUCUCUGGCAGCCAAAAUGGAGGAGACUGAAGUUCCUCUAUGUAUAGAUUUACAGGUGGCUGAAUCGAAAUUUAUAUUUGAAGCUAGAACCAUUCAGAGAAUGGAGCUUCUUGUCUUGAGCACAUUGAAGUGGAGAAUGCAAGCAGUCACCCCAUUCUCUUUCAUAGAUUAUUUCCUUAGAAAGAUAAAUGGUGAUCAAAUCACUUCAAGAUCUUCAAUCAUUAGAUCAACCCAACUCAUAUUAAGCACAAUGAAUGGAAUUGAAUUUUUGGAAUUCAGGCCUUCUGAGAUUGCAGCAGCAGUGGCAAUGUCUGUUGCAGGAGAAAAUCCAACAGUAGGCUCUGAGAAAGCAUUAUCUGUUCUCACUCAACAUGUAGAAAAGGAGAGAGUGCUUGGGUGUGUUGAACUGCUGCACGAUUCAUCUUUGUUAAGUGGAUCAAAUAGAAGUUUAAAUGCUUGGGUCGGAUCGGUACCCCGAAGUCCAAUUGGUGUGCUGGAAGCUGCAUGCUUGAGCUAUAAAACUGAUGAUACACCAGUUGGAUCAUGUGCAAAUUCUUCUCAUAAUAGUCCAGAUACUAAAAGGAGGAAGCUAAACAGACCUGAAUUGGAGUUUUAGAUGUGGUGAUCAGUAUAUAUGUCACUUCUCUCUUGAAUCCAAUCCGAUUUUGUUGAAUGGGAGGUUUGGUGUGGUAGUGAAGGUGCAUCCAGAAAGAAAAUCGAAAACCCAAAAUGAUUAUGAAGAACAAAAUGGUUGCACAAAGGAUAGUUCAGUAAGUUGAUUCAUGGAUGGAGGAUGGAAAAUGGAAUAGGAAAUGUUCCAUCCCCUUGGCAUGAUAGAAAGUGUCAUCAGCUGUUAAAUAUUAGAUUUCUUAACAGCAACAGUAUGGGAAAAAGUUUGUCCAAAACAACAGGAAAUGGAAAAAAAAUACAUCUGUUUUGUUUUUGUUGGGUACUUUUUUUUGUAGCCUGCAAGUUUCCAUUGGUUUAUAGGAGGGAAAAAACCACCAAAAAAGGAGGAAAAACAAAAGAAAAAAGAGUCGUGAGGAAAGAAAUUGGGUGUUGUUAUCUUUUAUUUCAACCUUUAUGUUCAUUCCUUGCUCUUUAUUUUUGUAGUUUCUUUCUGAAAAU
Molecule: messenger RNA, 1580 nt
Organism: Ilex paraguariensis (yerba mate)
Lineage: Eukaryota; Viridiplantae; Streptophyta; Magnoliopsida; Aquifoliales; Aquifoliaceae
Source: the annotation of a GenBank genome assembly